UAUGAAAGCAAAUCCACUGGUUUCCAAGCAACCGCAAACGUUUGCCCACACGAGACGUGGUAAUAUUGUGGAAAACCCACAUUAGGUUAUACCAAAAACGUAUACUUUUAAGCAAAUGUAAUUUUUUUUAGAGUUAAGAAGGCUAGAUACCAAAUAGCUGACAAUUAUUUGAGUUACGUUCUAUCCGCUUUCAAUUGUAUGCUAGCUAACAAGCGAUUGUGGUCUGCCGAGGAGAAGGAAGAUGAUUGUUGAAAAAUUAAAAUUAACUUGUGACAGACUUGUAUCAUACCAGCAGCUGGCUUGUAGUUACAAUUACACUGCCAUCCCUCUGCGUGGCGGGGACAUUCUCAUUUACUGUAAUUUGGACGUUGAGAAGACAUUUCGGCUCAGUGGGCAUUAUGGUGAAAUCACCGCCAUGACUUUUGGAAAAAGGAAGUCACCUGUCCUUCUCUGUUCUGCAUCUGCUGAUUACAUUAUCGUCUGGAAUGUGGACGUAUGCCAGAGCAGAGUCACCCAAGGUAGUUUUGCAUCUGGAACAGUUAUUGGAAGCUCACUGGGUGAAGUGGUCCAUCUUUCCUUCUGUUUCUCUGAUGAGAGAGUGGUUGCAUGCUCUGGAGCCGCUGCAUAUAUUCUCAGCUCACAGAAACAGGAAACGAUUGCGGCAUUGACUGGUCAUUUGGGACCUGUAACAUCAGCAGAGUUUUGUCCAUGGCAUAAACACAUUCUUGUCACCACAUCAGAGGACCGAACGUUCAAGCUAUGGGAUCUACACACUGAAACUGCUUUCUACCAAUCUUUUGUCCUGUCAGCUUCUCCACUGCUCAGUGUGUUCUUCAUGAUGAAAAACAAUUACAUGAUCACCGGCUCCACUGACGGGCAGGUUUGGUGCUUUUCUUUCAGCAAUCAAUUUUCUUGUCAGCUAGUGACCAAAAUAGACCUUCACAAGAGUGAACGAAGACAUCAAGCAGGAGUGGCAGAAAAGUCCUCUGAAGUGGACAUUUCAAAACCUGUUCUCACAAUGGCUUCUGUCAGCUCAUCUAAUGACAACACGAAUGCAGAGAAAAGGGACGAGAGCUGGUUAUGUGUUGGAAGUACUGAUGGUCUGUAUUUAGUCAAUCUGGCUACAUCAGAACUGUUAACGGUUCUACAUUUCACAGACUACCCCAAUUUGAGCAUCGCAAUGGCUGGGUCUUGGGUCUUCUCUGACAAGUGUAACAACUCGAUUCUGUUUUUAGUGAGCUCUUUGUUUACUCCGUGUGUGAGCCUGUUGGAGUUCUGUUUGGGUGAUGCAGAAAGAAUCCAGGCUGGAAGUCGAGGCUUUUCAGUAUUUCCAAGUUCCCCACCUUUGCUGGAGUCCCCUCUCAUUGCUGAGUUAAAGAAGAAGGAGCCCCAUCAUUUGAAGAAAAAAGGUGGCACUAAGGAACAGCCGCUUGUCUUCCACUCAAAGGUGAAAUCAUCUGGUUACACAAGCUCCCCAAGAAUGCUUUUGUUUUCACCAAAAACAACUGCUCAGAAGAGCAAGUCCUCCAUGAAGACCAAUAAGAAAGGUUUACUCCUCAAAGAUUACCCAGAAGACAUUGCAGCACCUACUGUUCUUCGUGUCCAACUGAAUAUUACAAACAAGCCAAUCUUUUGCCUGCAGUAUUCAGGGGAUGGAAAGCAAAUCCUGUGUGGUCUUGGUGACAACUCUGUGUUAUUGUACAAGUCUUCCCUUACUGGCAAUCCAGCUGUUUACACAGGACAUGACAAGCCAGUAACCAGUGUGAGCUGGAGCCUCAGCAGACAAUGUUGGUUAAGUGCAUCACAUGACCAGACUCUGAGACUUUGGACUCAUGACAUCCCAGAGCCUGCUGUUAUCAUGGGGAAAAAUAUGUUCGCUAAACAUAUCAAAGCUGCCCAGUUUUAUUACCUGGACAAAUUUUUACUUCUUGCAUCUGGAGACUCACUACACUUAUAUUUGUAUCAUGUGGAUGUCACACAUGAUGACAUCAAAAGAUAUCAGCAGCGGAGUUUUGUCCAAUUGUCAAGUUGCUUUGCAACAUCCUCAGGAGCAGAUAUUACCGACUUGUCUGCUAUCAAUGAUUUCUUUUCCUACAUUGUUCUGGCAUGUGCUUCCGAUCGUUCCAUUCAAGUGUUUGACAUGAACAAAGGCGAAGUCGUAGCAGAGCUGCCUGAUGUUCACAGCAGAGCCGUCCAUUGUAUCACGCAAAACAAGGGCUCAAUGUUCAGCACUCAGACACCAGAAUCCUAUAACCUCUUCCUCACGAGUGCAGUCACAGAUGGCGUGAAGAUGUGGGAUCUUCGCACACUUCGGUGCGUACGCCGUUAUGAAAACCAUUUGAACCGUUGCCAUUCCUGCUCAUCCGCCAUUUCGCCGUGUGGUCGAUUCAUAGCAUGCGGCUCAGAGGACAAAUGUGUUUAUGUGUAUGACAUAAGAAGCAGCAGCUAUCUUCACAAGCUCCAGAGAGACUCUGAGACAGUGCUCAGUGUGGCCUUCAACCCUGCUACUCCACAGCUGCUGACCGGGACUCUGGAUGGGAAGAUAAGCCUGUUUGAUACUCGCAGUGGGCACCGUCUGUCACGUAUCACGUAACAUGUACAACAUGGCCGUGUAAUCACAAGCAGCUUCUGCGAAGGUCAUAGAAGUCCAACCUGGCCAUUAUUUAUUUACAGAAAAUGAUCAUAUAUUGUUACACUGAACAAAAAUAUAAACGGAACACUUUUGUUUUUGCUCCCAUUUUUCGUGAGGUGGACUCCAAGAUCUAAAACUUUCUACAUACACAAAAGGCCAUUUUCCUCAAAUAUUGUUCACAAAACUGUCUAAAUCUGUGUUAGUGAGCAUUUCUCCUUGUCGAGAUAAUCCAUCCCAUCUCACAGGUGUGGCAUAUCAAGAUCCUGAUUAGACAGCAUGAUUACUGCGCAGGUGUGUCUUAGGCUGGCCACAAUAAAAGGCCAAUCAAAUGUGCAGUUUUAUCACACAGCACAAUGCCACAAUUCUAAGGGAGCAUGCAAUUGGCAUACUGACUGCAGGAAUGUCCACCUGAGCUGUUGCCCGUGAAUUGAAUGUUCAUUUCUCUACUAUAAGCCGUCUCCAAACGCGUUACAGACAAUUUGGCAGUACAUCCAACCGACCUCACAACCUCAGACCAUUUGUAACCACACCAGCCCAGGACCUCCACAUCCAGCAUGUUCACCUCCAAGAUCGUCUGAGAUGAGCCAUCCGGACAGCUGCUGCAACAAUUUGUUUGCAUAACCAAAUAAACUGUCAGAAAACAUCUCAGGGAAGCUCAUCUGCAUACUCAUGGUCUUCAUCGGGGUCUCAACCUGACUGUAGUUCGUCGUCGUAACCGACUUGAGUCAGCGAAUGGUCAUAUUCGAUGGCGUCUGGCACGUUGGAGAGGGGUUCUCUUCAUGGAUGAAUCCUGGUUUUCACUGUUGAGGGAAGAUGGCAGACAGCGUGUGUGGCGUCGUAUGGGUGAGCGGUUUGCUGAUGUCAACGUUGUGAAUCGAGUGGCCCAUGGUUGCGGUGGGGUUAUGGUAUGGGCAACGAACACAGGUGCAUUUUAUUGAUGACAUUUUGAAUGCACAGAGAUACCGUGACGAGAUCCUCAGGCCCAUUGUUGUGCCAUUCAUCCACGACCAUCACCUCAUGUUGCAGCAUAAUCAUGCAUGGCCCCAUGUUGCAAGGAUCUGCGCACAGCCAUUGAAGAGGAGUGGACCAACAUUCCACAAUCAACAACCUGAUCAACUCUACGCGAAGGAGAUGUGUUGCACUGUGUGAGGCAAAUGGUGGUCACACCAGAUAAUGACUGGUUUUCUGAUCCCCCCAGACCCCCAUAAUAAAGCAAAUCUGCACAUUUCAGAGUGCCCUUUUAUUGUGGCCAGCCUAAGGCACACCUGUGCAAUA
This is a messenger RNA of Phyllopteryx taeniolatus (common seadragon), 3907 nucleotides long. RefSeq names its product WD repeat domain 27 (gene wdr27). Lineage: Eukaryota; Metazoa; Chordata; Actinopteri; Syngnathiformes; Syngnathidae. The transcript has 24 exons. The record is from RefSeq and is a predicted model, not a curated record. Gene Ontology annotation, molecular function: protein binding. The coding region runs from base 242 to 2593 and encodes 783 amino acids.